Molecule: messenger RNA, 1273 nt
Organism: Hyaloscypha bicolor E
Lineage: Eukaryota; Fungi; Ascomycota; Leotiomycetes; Helotiales; Hyaloscyphaceae
Exons: 5
Coding region: 139-1140 (333 amino acids)
Source: RefSeq, a predicted model, not a curated record
AUAAGUGUUGACCCAUGUCCAUCUUUUGCACCACAAUGGGUCCUUGAGAAAGGAAAUUUUCUCUCCUUCUAUGUGUCCGACGAAGAUCAGCUCAAAUCUACCACUCCGCAGUACUUUCAACUUUAACAGUAUUCCAAGAUGCCUCCUUCGAAGCCGAAGCCCUCCGAGAUAGCUGCGGAGGCCAAAAAGAAUUACAUUCCAUAUAUCCGUGACAACUUCAGUGACAGAUGGCCGCCUACUUCGUAUACAUGCUUCUCGGACUCGUUGCCGGCGAAGCCUCCACCCCGUUACGAAUCUGGGGAACGAAUGAAUGAAAUGAUGUAUCAUGCUAGAUUUGCCUUCUAUGAACGAGAUCCUGUUGAUCUUGCUAUUGAGUGGGCUGCUGGCGACUCCCCAAUCCCCGUCAUUAUGCCAGCACAUGACAAAAGACCCGGAGGUGAUUGGGAGGCCGGUGUCAUGUCACCAGAAGAGUGUCUCUGCCGGAGAAGCAAUCUUUUUGCAACGCUCACAACUCCCGCAGCUGGAAAUUCGUUGUCUUCCAAUUAUCCAAUCCAAGCAAGAGCGGGGAUUAUCUCCCAGAACGUUGUUGUUUUCCGGAAUGGACCAGAGAAAUAUGAGCCCUGGGAGGAAUAUAAGAGCCUGCCUGUCAUUUCAGUUUGCCCCGUCAAACGGCCAAAAUUGAGGGACCACGACACGAAAUACGCCUUCAAAGAUGAAAAGGAGCUUAUGAGAGACAAAAUUCGAACAUCCUUGCGAAUUGCGGUCUACUAUGGAUAUGCAAACCUCUGUAUCGGGACUUUCGGUUUGGGAUCCGGUUUCGGAAAUCCUCCAGAGGAGGUAGCGAGAAUGUGGAGGGACCUUUUCCUCAAAGAUCCCGAAUUUGUGGGCCAUUUCAACGACGUUGUCUUUGCCUUUGAGCCUCCUGAAGGUCCCAUGGGAGCAAGCGCGAGUUCAUCUUCAUCUUCCAGAGGUUCAUCGUCAAAACAUUCAUCCAAGCACUCAUCCUCGUCCAAGCAUUCGUCCUCCUCCUCAUCAUCGUCAAGGAGCAGUGUCACUUCGGAUCUAGAGACUUUUAAGCAUGUCUUCAGCCCUGCGGUUAUUCACGAUGACUACAAAGGAUCGAAACAUUCCAAAUGGUGAUGAGCGAUGUAUGUUCAGAAGGAUGUGGCUCCGAGACAGGAGGAUUGUCGAUCAGCGGCCAACACAGAGGUUAUGGCAGGAGUCAAGCAUUAGAUGGCGUUUUGAAUUGCGGUACAGGGCGCACGGGAAUUUG